AUGACCGUCGACCGUGCAAUCUUCGACAAGCUAAAAGAAUUGGCCAAUGAAGGAGGCGUCACGCUAGAAGAACGGUUUGAUUACCAUUGGGCCAACACGACCGAAUAUUUUGCCUGGAGAGUAGAGCCUCCGUUGCCCGAAUGGAAGAACGAUCCCCUAUUUAAGCCGAAUGCAGCAGUUGGAAGGGGAGUGAUUCGACUACAGGGGAAUUUACCGCAUAUCUGGUGGAACCUGGGAGACGUUGCCCAGAUCCAAGCUGGUAAUGCUCCACAUCGCCUGAUCCUGAGCUGGCGAAAGCUGGAUGCGAUUGGCUACAUCAGAGUCCCUUAUACGUCGGGAGUGAAGUCAGGAUGGCAUAUCUCACAGCGACAUACGCCCUAUUGGAUUGAGAUGACGACCACUAUAAGGGACGGAAAGCAGUACGUUAAGUUUUUGACGUGA
Messenger RNA from Exophiala mesophila, 441 nucleotides. RefSeq lists its product as uncharacterized. Lineage: Eukaryota; Fungi; Ascomycota; Eurotiomycetes; Chaetothyriales; Herpotrichiellaceae. The record is from RefSeq and is a predicted model, not a curated record. Bases 1 to 441 code for a protein of 146 amino acids. The transcript has a single exon.